UUCUCUCCUUCCACUUAAGUAGUGUGUGAAACUGGGGUAAAACAUUCUAACCUGACUCCUUACAAAUAGCUAAUUUAUAUGAGGUUGACAUGGAGAGAAGAGUUUUGGCUCUGAGGAACAAGAUCAAAGAUCAUUGUCCCAAAAAGGAAAAUCUGGACCUUCCAAAGUGGAUGCGACAGGAGACUCUCAUGGGGCUCAGCAAGCACGCAGACAGAGAGACUGACGGAAGCUUUGACACCAACGAAAUGUUGCUUGACAUCGAGAAGCAGUUCAUGGAGGCAGCAAAGAGGGACGAUGUGAAGACCAUGAAGUAUCUUGCAAAAAGUGUGAAUGUUAACGCAAAGAAUGUGCACAACAGGACAGCCCUUCACUACGCAGUAGCUGGCAAAAACAAGGAUGCAACACAGUUCCUUCUGCAGCGCAGGGUCAAAGUGGAUCAAAAGGACAAAUUUGGUAUGGCCGCCAUUCAUCUAGCUGCCUGGUUCGGCAGUUUGGAGAUGCUGAAGCUAUUGGUCCAGGCUGGAGCUGAACAGAAAGUUGAAAAUGAGGAAGGACUGAACAUCAUGCACUGUGCUGCCAUCAACAACCACACUGAUAUUGUGGAGUAUAUUAUCAACGAUAUGCAAAUGAAAGAAUUAGACAAGGAUGAUCAGUCAGGAAAUCAUCCAUUUGCACUGGCAGCAGAACAUGGAAGCCUAGAAAUGCUAAAAAUACUGAUGGAGCCAUACAGCAUGGCCACAAUGAAGCCCAAUAAGAGAGGGGACACGCCCCUGCACUUAGCUGCCAGGAACGGCCACUUGGACGCCAUCCAACUGUUGCUGCAGAGCUUUGAUACUCGGGAUGAAGUCAAUGUUGAUGGUGAGACGGCUCUGUACCAGGCUGCAGAUACCGGUCAGGAAGAUUGCAUCCUGGCCCUGCUUGAGGCUGGCUGUGACCCCAACAUCCUCACAGUGGCCAAAUGCAGUGCUCUCCACCCGGUCUCAGAAAAAGGAGACUUGUCUUUGGUCCAACUCCUCUUAGAGUUCAACGCCCAUACAGAUGUUCAAAACCAGCAGCUGGAGGCGCCACUCCACCUGGCAGUGAAGAACAGUCACAUCCCUGUAAUCCAUUCUUUAAUAGUGGCAGGCUGCAACGUUAACAUAGCUGACAAGGUAUGAUAACACAGCAGAAUAACGACAGGGGCUCACAGACAUUAAACAACCAAAUUACACUUUCCACACUGAUCAACAAACCCACUUCUUACUUUCUUUGGGCAUUAGCAAAAAUAGAAGAUAAAAAAAAAUGGAAGGGGAUAGAUUGAAGUUUGGAAGAUAAAAUAAAAGAGCUUGAUGGAAGGAAUAAAGUUAAGAAGGAAAGAAAGAGGAGAAACAGAAAACAGAAUUUGUAAAU
Messenger RNA from Cyprinodon variegatus (sheepshead minnow), 1389 nucleotides. RefSeq names its product ankyrin repeat and death domain-containing protein 1B-like (gene ankdd1b). The transcript is spliced from 10 exons. The record is from RefSeq and is a predicted model, not a curated record. Bases 90 to 1157 code for a protein of 355 amino acids. NCBI's taxonomy places the organism in Eukaryota, Metazoa, Chordata, Actinopteri, Cyprinodontiformes, Cyprinodontidae. Gene Ontology annotation, molecular function: protein binding.